AUGACUCCCGAAGCAGGAGGAUCGGACUCUAAAGGCAAACAAAAAUCCUUGCCCAAAGAAUUUCACGAAGAAGAACAUGGGGUGGAGGAUGAACCCCAAUCUGAACCGGCGGAGGAGGAAGACAACGAUAACUGUCCAAAAACGGGACAUGGCCGACCUCGUAAGGCGAUUCUCAAGGAUGCUGCGAAAAGGCUCAAGAAGUUAUGA
This is a messenger RNA of Puccinia triticina, 207 nucleotides long. RefSeq lists its product as uncharacterized. The record is from RefSeq and is a predicted model, not a curated record. NCBI's taxonomy places the organism in Eukaryota, Fungi, Basidiomycota, Pucciniomycetes, Pucciniales, Pucciniaceae. The coding region runs from base 1 to 207 and encodes 68 amino acids. The transcript has a single exon.